This is a messenger RNA of Dryobates pubescens (Downy woodpecker), 2499 nucleotides long. It is a transcript of the gene CASS4, whose product is annotated as Cas scaffold protein family member 4. Gene Ontology annotation, biological process: cell migration; cell surface receptor protein tyrosine kinase signaling pathway. Gene Ontology annotation, cellular component: cytoplasm; plasma membrane. NCBI's taxonomy places the organism in Eukaryota, Metazoa, Chordata, Aves, Piciformes, Picidae. The record is from RefSeq and is a predicted model, not a curated record. Gene Ontology annotation, molecular function: protein binding.
AUGAAGGUCAAUAACACCUUGGCCAAGGCGCUAUAUGACAACAAGGCAGAGUGCUCAGAUGAGCUGGCCUUCCGCAAAGGGGACAUCCUGACAGUUCUGGAUCAAAAUGUCAUUGGCAGUGAGGGCUGGUGGAAAUGCUCCCUCCAUGGCAGGCAGGGUCUGGCCCCUGCUAACCGCCUCCAGCUCCUUGCCACCUCUCAGGCUGUCCUGCUUCCUCCUUCCAUCCAGAGUGACUCCUCAGAGUCACCAGCAGGCCAACAAAACAUCUACCAGGUUCCCUCCGUCCCCAAGCCUACUGUAUCGUCAUCUACCUAUGAGAAGAUGGAGGGGUGGGUGAAAUCUCCAGCCAGGGUCUCUACUCUUCCUGCUCAAGGAAUAUAUCAGGUACCAGCCUUGGCUGCACAGCUGCUUAGUGAAAGGACCAAAAGCUCAGCAAGCCAGUACCUGUUUACUCUCCCGAGAGCAUGCCGGGCUUCAGCCCCAAACAUCAGGGGUGAGGUAUAUGAUGUUCCAUCCACACAGCGCCGGGAGUCCUCACUCACACAGAGCGGUGCCACUCCACCCGCCACACGGAAGGCCUCUGCGCUGGUCAGAUCCACCGAGUGUUUCCAGGAAGAGCAGAAGCAGCUUUACAAGAUCCCACCAAGCCCAGAAAAGGCCAGAGCUGUUAUCAAGAAAGAUUCACCAUCGGGCAAUUUAUAUGAUAUCCCUCCCAAAAGAGAAACCGAGGCUUCAGACAAUGAAUCUCAGAGGAAGCGCUGGGGCCAUUACAAUACCUUGCCAAAUCCACGGAAGUCAGAAUGGAUUUAUGACAUUCCAGUGUCACCAGAAAAAAUGGGAAUAAAACAAACUCCUUCUGGCCACUCCUUGGAGAAGCAGAUGCUGUAUGACACACCACCAGCCAGGUACAAGGUGCUAACAACCAGCACUGAAGCCAAAGUUGCCAAUCAGCAGUUAUAUGAUAUUCCACCCACACAACGGAAAUUAACCUUUCCAGAUAUGCAUCUCUAUGAUGUUCCAUCCUCACGGGACAUGCUCCUUUUGCCACAAAACGGUACCUGUGAUGUACCCUCAAGUCUCCUGGCUCCAAAGGCUGAGAAUCAGACCUCUGAAGAGAAUGUGUAUGACAUUCCAAAAGGCUUGCCCACUGCUAUGCAGUCUAAGAGAGAUAUGGAAAAACACAGUGACAGUUCUGGAGACCAAGCAUACAGCAUUCCUCCACAGAUCUCAAGAGAAGCCAAGAUAGAACAAGACAGAUUAUCCAUUUCGAGUGUGGACAGCAAAAGCAGCACGCUCUCUACAUCCUCAAACUCUUCUGCUGAGUCUUUUUCUAUGCCAUUAUCAGAAGAGCCUGCCAGAGAAAUUAAACUGGACCUUGAUGUAGCGAUAGAGACAGUGACUAGGUUGCAGCACAGCGUAUCCAGCUCGGUUGCAAGUUUAAUGAUUUUUGUGAGCAGCAAAUGGAGAUUACAAGAACACCUAGAGAAAAGCAUUGAAGAAAUUCAUCGAGCAGUUGAUCACAUAAAAGUAUCACUGGGAGAAUUCUUGGCCUUUGCUCAAGUCAUAAAGGUAAAUGCCUCUUCCUUGACUGAUAACAACCUUCAGACCAGAAUUACAAAACAGUUAGAAAUUCUUGUGAACUCAUUCAAAAUUUUAACAGAAACAAGAGAAGCUCUAAACAAUUGCAACUGGUUGCUAGAGGCUCUGGUCCUCAAGAAACCUCAGAGCAACCCAGAUGAUCUUGAUCGCUUUGUGAUGGUAGCGCGCACAAUCCCAGAUGACAUCAAAAGGUUUGUAUCCAUCAUCAUUGCCAAUGGAAAGCUCCUCUUCAGAAAGACUGAGAAGAAACAAGAAAUGAAGCAACCACAAGUGAACCUAGAAUACAAAAUGGCAAAACAAAUCACAUUGCCAAGAAGAAUUGAAACAGAUUCACUUCAGAGAAAUUCUCCUGAGAAACCCAGCCAAAGUCAGGUCUCUUCUGAGAAACCAAAAGAAAAUGCCACUGAGGACUGUGAUUAUGUUCAGCUGCAGGCACAGAAAGUACUUUCAGGUAAAGAAAACAAGAGUACAGAUUCAAACCCAAAGGUUUUGCCAUCUGCAAAGCAGGCUGUAAUUCAGAGCAAGCCAGACUCUGCAAAGAAAAUCCCUCUCUCAGACCACUGUAAGCUGUGUUUUGCUGCACUGCACAAGGCAAUAGGUGUAUUUACUAGUAGUCUAAGCAACAACCAGCCACCCGAAGUCUUCAUAUCCCACAGCAAAUUGAUCAUUAUGGUGGGACAAAAGUUGGUGGAUUCUCUCUGCCAGGAAACUCAAGAAAGAGAUGCUCGGAAUGACAUUCUCCACAGGAGCAGCCGUUUUUGCAGCCUCUUGAAGAAUCUGGCUCUUGCCACCAAAAAUGCUGCAAUACAACAUCCCAGUGCAGACGCCAUGAGGGAACUUCAAGAUCAGACUGAGGAGCUGGCUAAGUACACGCAGCAGUUCAGAGCAAUAAUGGAAUGA